AUGCCACGCGUUGGUGGUUAUUUAACGGCAUUACAUCAACAAUAUUCAACACCAUCCGAUGAUUAUUUGAUUGCUGCUGCAGCAUACAAGCACGAUGCAAUUUUAUAUAAUCAUCAACAAUCAACAAAUUUUAAUCAACAAAAUACGGCAGCUGUAUCAUUGUUAACACAAUUACAAUAUUUACGUUAUACAGAACCAUUAGAAUUAACUUCAACAAUACCAUUAGAUUUAUCAGUGAAAAAUUCAAAUCAAUCUCCACCACAAACACCGCCAAAACGUAAACGAUCACCAUCACCCGAAAAUUUAUCAAAAUGGUUAAAAACACAACACGAAUUAUCAUCCCCUACGUCAACAACCUCAUCAACAAUAACUUCUACAACAAUCUUAAAACCAAAGAAAGUUAAAGCAACAUGUACCAUAAUCCCAAGUGCAACAACUAAUGUUCAACAAUCGAAUACAACAAUCGUUAAAAAAUCAAAAGCUGUACGUAAAUUAAACUUCGAUGAAGAUAAAAGUUCACCAGUUUCUGGAACAAUCAUACGUGAACUCGGUCCAGAUGAAACAUUAGUCGUACGAAAAGGUGAUAUCGAUCCAGCUUAUAAUGUAGUCGAAGUUACCGAUGAAGCCAAAGCAGAAUUAGCGAAAAUCGAAAAUCAUAUUGGAGACUAUGUGUGCCGAUUAUGUAAAGAAUUAUAUGAAGAUGCAUUUCAAUUGGCACAACAUCGAUGUAGUCGAAUUGUUCACGUCGAAUAUCGUUGUCCAGAAUGUGAUAAAGUGUUUAAUUGUCCAGCGAACUUAGCAUCUCAUCGUCGAUGGCAUAAACCACGUACAUCAACAUCAACUGGAGUAUCGAAUAAAGAUCAAACGAAAAUCGAUCCGAAUGCUGAAGAAAAUUUACAAUUCGCAUGUAUGGAAUGUGGGAAAAAAUUUCGACGUCAAGCGUAUCUCCGAAAACAUUUAAUAACAACCCAUUCUAUUGAUAGCAAUGAUACAAGUUUACCAGAACAAUCAACAGCAAUGGAAACAAAUGAAUUGAAAAUUGAAGUGAACUGACAUCGGCUCUUACCGGCCCCCGUACCAUUAUGGCCAACACAAACGUCAUCGACGUCAGCAAUGCUGUGGCGUCCACCUGGCUUAAAUAAUGAGAAUUGUACAUCAAGUCGAUUACAUGGACCGGCUUCAACAUCUUCAGGUGGUUCCAAUGGAGGAGUUGGAACUUUAUUUCAUUUAACACCAACCGAAAAUUAUCAUCAGAAUGUUUUAAGGUAUGUGAAUAAUAAUCCAUCGAUGUUCCAUCAUACGCAUCAAGGAUUGUCAACUAAUUUGAAUCAAACAGGUACCAUGUCUUGUUGGUACGAUUCAAUUUGUAGUAGUUAAGAUGAUGCAUUUCAAAACC
Messenger RNA from Chrysoperla carnea, 1396 nucleotides. RefSeq names its product insulinoma-associated protein 1a-like. Gene Ontology annotation, biological process: negative regulation of transcription by RNA polymerase II; regulation of cell cycle process; neuron differentiation. The transcript has a single exon. Gene Ontology annotation, molecular function: RNA polymerase II cis-regulatory region sequence-specific DNA binding; DNA-binding transcription repressor activity, RNA polymerase II-specific. The coding region runs from base 1 to 1053 and encodes 350 amino acids. Lineage: Eukaryota; Metazoa; Arthropoda; Insecta; Neuroptera; Chrysopidae. Gene Ontology annotation, cellular component: nucleus; transcription repressor complex. The record is from RefSeq and is a predicted model, not a curated record.